GUAAUAUGGUCCUAUCUAUGAAUAAUAAAUAACUAGAUUUGGCUGCCUUGACCAUGAGAAUUGCUCAGCGAAGCAUGAUAUUGAAAAAAUGAAAUAAUAAAAGGCUGCUGUUACUAAAAGGUCCUAGCCAUGGUUUGUGCAUGAAUACAUAACCCGGUUCCUCUGAUAACGAGGCUUGUUUUUGUUUACCGACCGUUUUCCACCUGUCCAAUCCGAUCCACGACGCCAUCCAUCAAACAUUAACUCACCCCCUAACCAUCCUCUCGACCCCAAAACGACACCAAUCUCGACAAUGGCCACUCCUCCGAUUCCCCCCAACCGCCUCAAGCAGAUCGCUACCGACGCUUGCAACAGCGCGAUUGGAAGCGCUGAAUUCUACGAUCAUGACAAGACCGAGCAAUGGAACUCAACAAUCAUUAGCUCUGUUCUGAAAGCCGUCAUCUCCGAGUCAACCCCCGAGGGCGCUUCUGCUCCCUCGUUCAAGUUCGCAUGCAACAGCACCAUCGUGCAGCACCUCGUCCCUACGUCCGCCCUGAACAAGCCCCGUGGUGGCACCGAGAUCAAGGCUGAAGAGCCUCACAUUUCUACGAGCUCCGAAGCGACUGCCACUGACGGAAAGCCCCAUGUCGGUCGGCGAGGAAUGCACAGUGCCACAGGCGCCUACUGGGACCAGAAGAAGGACGGCAUGUGGACCUUCAAGUAUGAUGGCGGUGAGGGCAAGGGCCUCGAUGUAGUUGUUAUGCUCAUCUGGGUCGCCAUUUGAACUCCCAAACGGGCAGUGGACGGUCAGGUGUUUUCGUCUUGUUCUAGCCCCAAGUCUGCUCUCUGCGGACGUGGAUGGCACCCUAAUUCAGCUAUGGCGUUGAGGGACUUGGAAAGCGUGACAUUAGGAAUACGAAGGGUAUGAUGAGGCUUUUGGUCAAGCUAUCCGCCGACGACUUUAGUAUCCAUGCAGACCUGGGAUGUAAAAAUACGCUGGAGUUGGUAAUAUUCUCCAAAACCAGGGGGAUUGGGAUCAGCCAAGUUUCUUCUUUUCAUGGGACUGUAUGCUUUGCUGACCUGAGGUUGGAAUUAUAUAACUAAAAGACAGUGUUUUCACACACAUCUCGAUGAUCAAGGGUCUUUUUUGCUUCUUUGUGUGCUCGUCAACAGUUUUCUCAACUGUCGCGGCAAAUACUCCUCUGUUGUCCAAGAACGUAGCAAAGUUACAAAUUUCAGCUCGAUUGUGCUUAUCAUAGGCAAUACUCCCGAA
Molecule: messenger RNA, 1252 nt
Organism: Fusarium verticillioides 7600
Lineage: Eukaryota; Fungi; Ascomycota; Sordariomycetes; Hypocreales; Nectriaceae
Exons: 4
Coding region: 293-763 (156 amino acids)
Biological process (GO): microtubule-based movement
Cellular component (GO): cytoplasmic dynein complex; cytoplasm
Molecular function (GO): dynein intermediate chain binding
Source: RefSeq, a predicted model, not a curated record